Messenger RNA from Leishmania mexicana MHOM/GT/2001/U1103, 3018 nucleotides. RefSeq lists its product as hypothetical. The record is from RefSeq and is a predicted model, not a curated record. Gene Ontology annotation, molecular function: protein binding. Gene Ontology annotation, cellular component: cytoplasm. The transcript has a single exon. NCBI's taxonomy places the organism in Eukaryota, Euglenozoa, Kinetoplastea, Trypanosomatida, Trypanosomatidae. The coding region runs from base 1 to 3018 and encodes 1005 amino acids.
AUGCUUUUUGUGAGCCCUGAUCGACGUCGUGUUCUUGGAAAGUCGACGCGCGUGCAAGACAGACAUGGAGUGAUCUGGUGCAUUCGCUACGAUUCAAGGGAGUGUGUGUGUGUGUCUUCCGACACCAUGACGAUUGUUCCUAUUAUUCCAGAGGCGGAGGAUGCCAUCAUCCGCACCAAAGAGUUCGAGUGCGGCUCAGUCGCGUCAGUGGCCGCGUCGCAGACUGUGCCGGACUGCUUUUUUGUAGCCCACGGGGAAAGUCGUAAUCUGACGGUUGUGCAUGGAGGCCCUGGCUGCACUCUCCAUCAGGACACGCUCGCGAUAUUGUCAGAGGAGCUGGACCGACCCUCGGACGUAGCGCGAGUGAUGCCGACGCUUUAUGCGCAUGGGUGCAGCGGUGUGUGCUUGCUUGCCGUAGUCUAUCCGGACGCUGUGUCGUUUACUGCAUGGGAGGGUCACUUGCUGGUGUCCACCGCAGCGGUGAAGAAUGAGCUCACUACCUCCUUUGGUCCUGCUUUUUGGAAAGGCACGGCAGAUGGUGCCCGGCUGUGCGUUGUGCGAUCCGACUCUCGAUGCCUGAUGUAUGAUGUGGUGAUGAGCAAACGCUUUCCUGGUGUGGAGGAAAUUGUAGUGGCUCAGCAAGUGACACUGCCUAGUCAUGUGGCCUGUCUGAUGGGUGGGGUGAAGAGCGGUGUCUUCCUGUGCUGGCGCAGCGGCACCUCACUCGCGCGCUACACCGCUCUACUGCAAUCCCGCGCGGAAGAGGACAAGUUUGAGCCUAUCGAGGUGUACAGUGCUGCCCGCCCCUCGCUUGCCUCGUCCUCCGUGCUACUGCUCGAGGUAGUUCCAAUUUACAGCAGCUACGGCGUUGUAUGCUUGCUCAGCACGGGAGAGUGCCACCUUUCGUUGUACAACAAUCCUGGUACGGUGCUGCUCGCAGUCGAGGAGCACCCCUAUGAUGCAACGAGCUGUCUUGCGUUCGAGGGCGGCGCAGGCAGAUACGCUUGUGUGCUUGGGUUCAACGAAGGCGACAUAAGAGUGUUUGUUGGCGGCCAAAUACGGGCAAACGUUCGUGUUGCACACUGUGGUGCCGCGGACCGGCUACUAAAGCUCCCGAAAAUGCAUGAAACGGACGACACGUUCGUGAGUAUAUCCACUGAAAUGGGUACCGUGUGCUGCCACGCGGGCGAGAACGCUGCGGUGUCGCGGACCAUGUGCUCCCCAUCGAGGCCGCUUACCGCUUGCCUGCUUAACCGCAAGUUAGAGUACAUGUUUCUCUUCUCAGGGGAUACCGGCAACCUCUGGCACCUCCCCACGUGUCGUCUCGAGCGGACGUUUCGGUCGUCUCCUGGGUCACCGUAUCGGCGUCUGGACAACCUCCUUGAGCACCACUGGGCAUCCGCGCUGAGUAUCAUCAGGUACCGGUUUGUAGGAAGGGAACAUUACGCCAUCCGUAUCGAUGUCGACUCCCUUCUCAGCGGCCUCGGUGUAGGAGAGCAGCCCGUGAAGCGAUCGUCGCUGGAGUAUAGCUCGGCAUUGAGGCUGAUGCUCGGGUGCCUCGGCGAGAGCUGUCCUCCUUCACUUCCCCGAGAGGAUGCUCUUUGCGAGGCGUUGGAUGACUUGGGCUUAGUCGUGACUGGAGUGCAGACCCACGAGUGUGUUUGGUGCGCGAUCCUGCUGCUUUGCGAACUUCUAAGCCGCACGUUGGACGGAGCAUGCGCGGCUGCCAUCUACUCCACAAUAGAGUCGCUUGGGGACAAGCUUACCUCCAGUCCGGCUCCAGAUCCAUACCGACAGGCCGACGCCGUGCAGCAUUUUUUAUCGCGCUUCUAUACCCUGCGACGAUCAACACCUCCGGCAUUCCGCUAUGCGCUUCGGCUGAUGGCAACGAAGAUGUCUGUGGGCAGCCUCGCCGAUGUCGUGAAGUUACUGCGGUCACGCGUGUUGCCCGCGCAAUCGCGCGAAGCUGCUGGAGACGAAGCACCUGCUGUGCCGCCGCUGAUUGAGAGUGGAAGCGCAUUUGCUGCCCUGCUGGUUCUGUUGAACUUGGCCUCUCAGCGCGCCGACUACAGCCUCCAAGCAGAAACGCCGCUUUUCAGCCUGCUACGCCAGAGCACUGUAGAGGCUCAGCGCGCCGUCACGGCUGCGCUGGAGGACGAUCACACGCUUUCUCACCGGUCGGCAGCACUGCUCGGGUUGGUGGAGAGCCAUGCCACUCUGUGUGUCUUGGGUGAUAAGGACACCUUUCAGACUUUGGUGAAGGCCCUUGUGAGGAAGGCCUUUGGUGGGGGUGGCGAGGAAGCCAAGCAGAAGUCGCUGGAGGCGCUGGAGCGGCUGGUGGCGCAGGAUCCGCAGGGCUUUCUCUCUACCUACAUCGUAACACACUUUCACCUUUACGCAGAGUACCGGCCGUACAUUAUUGUCUUUCUUGCGCACUUCGUUAAAAACUUCCCAUACGAAGCCUACACCGUGUUUAGCACAAUCGCGGACAUAUUUGUGAGCGGCCUGAGCGACCUUUCUUCCGCCAGCAAGGACGCUGCCUCCAUCUAUCAUACCGCUGUGUCGCAGUUGCUGCGCGUCACGACGGCGUCGCUCCCCAGCGUAUCGCUACAGCAGAGGCUGCGGCACCUCGCGGUGGGCCGAAGCGAUGGCAAGGUGGUGGUGUACAGCGUGAAGGCAGCAUCGAUCGUAACUGCCUUCCAGGCCCACUCUGCGCCGGUUUUGGGGGUUGCCUACAGUGGCAACACAUCAACUCUUGAUAUCGCCACCAUCGCCGAGACUAUGGACGAGAUCAAGGUGUGGCGGUCGCCAAAUCAGUCGUCGUCCCUCGCCAGCUUCUUCAGCGGCAGCGGCGGCGCGAGCUUCAAGCUGGUUACUGCCGUGCCUGUGCCAUCGAUGGGCCUGCGUGGAGAGAGCGUAUCGCUCCUCAUCAAGUACUUUCAGCUCAACUGGCUGUCUCCGCAGUGUGUCGAGUUCUCUUCUCCGUGGCACGGUAAGGUGCAAGUGGCGCUUCCGUGA